AUGACUAGUAUACUUAAUGAUAUGAGACCGAUUGUUUCUCGUAUACCCGAGUUUGAAAAAUUGCUUGGUCAAUAUGGUAAUGAUAUAAAUGCAAUAAAUGGAACUAUUGGAAAAAUGAAUGAAGAAAUUGAAAAAAGUUAUAAGACUAUGAAUGCACGUGAUCGUAUGUAUAAUGCUGGUUUGAAUGCUCUUUCUAAUGCUAUUUAUGUUUCUAAAAAUGAGCAACGUAUUAUGCAAACUCUUAUUAAUGGUAUUAUUGCUGGUAUAAAUGAAAUGAGAGUUAAACAACCUGAUUUGUAUAAUGCGGAGCUUAAAAAUAUUAAUAAUUUUUUGGAUAGGCUUAAUCUGCGUAUUGAUCAAAGUAAUGAGCGUAUUAAAGUAUUAGAAGAUGAAAAUAAAACAUAUGCUAGUGAUUUUGAUUAUUUGGAGAAGAACUUUCCUCAGAUAGAUAGAAAAAUGAGUCAAGAAGUUUAUAAGCAAGAAAGUGAUCAAGUCACAUUUAAUAAAUGGAAACUUAUUAGUGAAAUAACGAAGUUGAUGGGUAAUCGUUUUUAUAUUAAUGAAAAUCAAGUUGCUCAAUAUAUUAGAAGUAUAUCUGAUCCUGCUAUGCGAGCUGGGGCUAAACGACGUUUUGAUGCUAAGUUUGGAGCUAUUGCUAGUAAUAUUAGAAAAUAUAAUGAAGGAAGGAUGCGAGAUAUGUCCCCUGUUAUAAAUUUAAUUGCUGAUAUCCAAGAAGAAGUUGGUAGAGGUAAUGAAUUAGCUAAUGCCGCUUUUAAUGUUUUAGGUGGUAUAAAUCCUAGUAGAGGUAAUGGAGGAAGUGGAACUGCUUCUAUAUUGGUUCCUGUUGCUACUCGUGUACGUGAUGUUAAACUUGAACGACCUUCAUUUGUAAAUGAUCCCACUAUAAUGAAAAGAUUGAGUAAAUUAUAUGAAGAAUUUCCAAGAGUUGUUAAACAAUUUGCUAGAAAUCGACCUCUUGAAUAUGGUCCUAAUCGUCAUUUCUUUGAACAAUUACAAAAAAGAGUUGAUGUUGCAAAGAGUAUAUUUGUUGAUAAUGAUUAUAAAAUUCCCAUUAACAGUGUUAGUGUAGGUAAUUUUGUUGAUAGUUUUACUGAUCUCAUGAAUAAAAUGAAUAAUAAUACUUUUAACUUAACUGAUUUAUUGCAAUCAUCUAAUAUUCUUGAUAAGGAUAUAGAUAAAAUGAACGUUGAAUAUCAAAGAAAUUAUGAUGUAGAUCAACAGCUGAUUUAUAAUAAGGCUAUUCAACUUAAUGAAACUACUCCCGAACGUUUUGAUAAUGCUCUUCGAAAUGCUGUUACUAGGAGAUACAUUGAUGAAUAUUAUACAACCGAUAAUCGUUUAUUGAAUAAUAAUCAAAUGCAGAGUAUAGUCGCUAAUGUUGUUGGUGGUGAUGUUGAAACUGUUGAAAAUAAAUCAAGAAAUAUUAAUAAAGGAAAUAAAAAAUAUGAUGUUAAGUUUAUGCGUGUUGAUGUUGAUAAAUCUCUUUUGAAGGGUAAUAUUGUAGAAGAAUUGAAACCUGGUAAGUAUAAUGUUAAGCUUGGAAAGAAAGUUCCUGUAGAACCUUAUGAUUUUACUGAUGCUCAAUUAACUGCUUUAGUUCAAGAACAGAUUGCAAAUGAACGUCUUGAAGAAGAUCGUCGUAAGCUACUUGAAUAUACUGAUACUCGUUCUGUUAGUCGUAAGACUGUAGAUGGUAGUCCUUAUGAUCCUUCUCAGAGUAGUUCUAUGAAA
Messenger RNA from Entamoeba dispar SAW760, 1752 nucleotides. RefSeq lists its product as uncharacterized. The annotation marks the transcript as partial. The transcript has a single exon. NCBI's taxonomy places the organism in Eukaryota, Evosea, Mastigamoebida, Endamoebidae. The record is from RefSeq and is a predicted model, not a curated record.